UCAGUGUCUGAUGACGAAUUUCCCCACGAAUCAUUAUCACUCAAUUCUGCAAGUAGUUCUAAUUUACUAUCGCUGUUCUCUAGCUGGUCUAAAACCGCUUUUGACCUAAAGGGACGCUUUUUGGACGCCAUGGACUUUUCUCAGUUUCCAGGCAGAAAGAACAGUAAAAAUGCAGGCAGGGCACAGGACAAAGCACUUGGGACAAAAUGUAUGUGGAAUGGUUUGAUACAGUAAUGUAUUACUAUCAGAUUUUAGUGUAUUGAGUGAAUGUCACUUUUAAAAUUUUUUAAUUUCCCGCCAGUUCCGUUCCCCGUAUGUCCCGACGCUCGUAGGGAAUGGAACCCGGAAGACGGAUGCCGGCAUCGGCCGGAGGAUAUGGCUGGGGACGCUGCAGGGGGGACA
Molecule: messenger RNA, 402 nt
Organism: Staurois parvus
Lineage: Eukaryota; Metazoa; Chordata; Amphibia; Anura; Ranidae
Source: the annotation of a GenBank genome assembly